GUGUCCCGGCAGAGGGAGGUGAAGAUAGGACACCUAUGGGCAGCAGGACUGGGGACUCCGAGGACCUUUGGGUGUGUGGGGGUUGGAAGAGGAGGGUGUGGGGGUGGCAGCCCAGGUUAUUGAUCCCGGCCUCCCUGGUUCUACCCACAGUGACCACAGCUCCCCAGGAGCCCCCUGCCCGGCCUCCCCAGGCGGGCAGUGGAGUCAACCGGGCCCCUGGGCGCGCCAUGCGCAGCACCACCCUACUGGCGUUGCUGGCCCUGGUCCUACUCUACUUGGUAUCCGGUGCCCUGGUGUUCCAGGCCCUGGAGCAGCCCCACGAGCAGCAGGCCCAGAGGGAGCUGGGGGAGGUCCGAGAGAAGUUCCUGAGGGCCCAUCCAUGUGUGAGCGACCAGGACCUGGGGCUCUUCAUCAAGGAGGUGGCUGAUGCCCUGGGAGGGGGUGCGGACCCUGACACCAACUCAACCAGUAACAGCAACCACUCAGCCUGGGACCUGGGCAGCGCCUUCUUUUUCUCAGGCACCAUCAUCACCACGAUCGGCUAUGGCAACGCGGCCCUGCGCACAGAUGCCGGGCGGCUCUUCUGCAUCUUUUACGCGCUGGUGGGGAUCCCGUUGUUCGGGAUCCUGCUGGCAGGGGUCGGGGACCGGCUGGGCUCCUCUCUGCGCCGCGGCAUCGGUCACAUCGAAGCCAUCUUCCUGAAGUGGCACGUGCCACCGGAGCUGGUGCGAAUACUAUCCGCGGUGCUCUUCCUGUUGAUUGGCUGCCUGCUCUUUGUCCUCACGCCCACGUUCGUGUUCUGCUACGUGGAGGGCUGGAGCAAGCUGGAGGCCAUCUACUUCGUCGUAGUGACGCUCACCACGGUGGGCUUCGGGGACUAUGUGGCCGGCGCCAGCCCCAACCAGAACUCUGCAGCCUACCAGCCGCUGGUGUGGUUCUGGAUCCUGCUCGGCCUGGCCUACUUCGCCUCAGUACUCACCACCAUCGGGAACUGGCUUCGAGUAGUGUCCCGGCGCACUCGGGCAGAGAUGGGCGGCCUCACGGCGCAGGCCGCCAGCUGGACCGGCACCGUGACGGCGCGGGUGACCCAGAGAGUCGGGCCCACGGCACCACCGCCGCUGGAGAAGGAGCGGCCACUCCUGCCUCCACCGCCGUGCCCAGCGCAGCCCGCCGCCGGGCCCCUGUCCCCUGCGCUCCCAGCGAAGGCCGAGCCGCCAACCCCGCCGUCCCCGCCCACCCCGCCCACCGCCUCCGCGCUGGAUUACCCCAGCGAGAACCUGGCCUUCAUCGACGAGUCCUCUGAUACCCAGAGCGAGCGUGGCUGCGCGCUGCCCCGCGCGCCACGGGGUCGCCGUCGCCCCCCUAACCCUCCCCGGAAGCCCGUGCGGCCGCGGGGCCCAGGGCGUCCCCGGGAAAAAGGCGUGCCGGUGUAGGGGCAGGACCCCCGGCCCGGGCCUCUCAAAGGGCUUCGUUCUAGCUCUCCCUGGCAUGCUCUGCUUGUUUGACCAAAGAGGCCUCUUUCGACCGGACUGAGGCCUGGGGAGGAAGCUACGGGUUGCUUGUCUGCCACCCUCCCCCCUCCCCCCCCCCCCCCCCCCCCCCCGCCCGGCUCCUGGCCCUCUCCUCACUUCAUUCAUUUGCAGACCCCCCAAGGCUUUCUGUCUCGCUGUCCCGGCUGGGCCCGUCCCUCACAACACCUCACGACUGUGCCUCAAAGCCUGCAUCAAUAAACGAAAACAGUUUG
Lynx canadensis (Canada lynx) is the source of this 1744-nucleotide messenger RNA. RefSeq names its product potassium two pore domain channel subfamily K member 4 (gene KCNK4). Lineage: Eukaryota; Metazoa; Chordata; Mammalia; Carnivora; Felidae. Gene Ontology annotation, biological process: stabilization of membrane potential; potassium ion transmembrane transport. The coding region runs from base 36 to 1433 and encodes 465 amino acids. The transcript is spliced from 6 exons. The record is from RefSeq and is a predicted model, not a curated record. Gene Ontology annotation, cellular component: membrane. Gene Ontology annotation, molecular function: potassium ion leak channel activity.